CUCUGGUUUUGGCGCGCCGCGUUCAGCUUGUCUGCACGCACAGAUGCAAAUACGCAUAACUUAAGCAGUGAUAAAUAUACCAGCGAUCACUGUGUUGCAGCGCUGCUACGCAAACGCUGGUUUUAGCACGUCUACAUAGCAUAGCACAAUAGCAGCAGCUCCCAAGCUGAACGCCGCGCUAAGACAAAUGGCAUUCGUGCAACCAUUCACGAACCUCAAUCCAAGGCGUCCAAGACGCCAGCCCACGAGCGUCGUCCGCACCGACCAGCCGAGCAAGAUCUACGCGGCUGCGCUGCGCGAGGUGCUCGCCUGGGAGAAUAGCUCAGAAGAGGGCGAGGCCGACGGCGCGCCGCCGCGCGACGACUCCGUCAGUAGUUAUGUAGACGCCUGGGUCGGCGCGUGGCUGCGCGAGACGCGCGCUGAUGUUGCGUCAUCACCAAGAGGCGCGUGGCGCGAGGUUAGGGUGGCCCUGGAGAACGCCGGCGCGCACGAUGCUGAUAGAGGUGCCUUCGCGCCCCUGAAAAUUUAUGGAAGACUCGGCGACCCGGCGCGGGAUGACUUGGUUGCGCUCAAGCAGGACAGCACAAAAAUACUCUGCGUACUAACGAAGCGCGACGGCGCGGCGGACGCGGCCCGCGUCGGCGCGCGGAAAUUACUGGGCCCGGGCGGCGUCCAGGCCACGUGCCAAUUUCAAACCAUAACGGGGCUGACGCCGUCGUUACGAGAACUCGACGCAUUAGCGCACGUUCCGUUGCUGAGCCCGAGGCUACGCGAAGCUUUAGUAUCAAAGCAGACGCGGCCGGUCACCGUCCAGACGAAGCGCACGGACUUAGGCGAGCACGCCGCCGCGGCGGCCUGCUGCGCGAGGUUAGACGCUCUUGUUUCAAGGAGCGGCUUCUCAAAACAUGCGCGUACGAAGUGCAACCCUAGUCAAUUAGAAGCGAUCGUCCACGCCGUCGGCGGCUUUGCGCAUGAUAGUGAAGAUAUCACACUGAUCCAGGGCCCGCCAGGCACGGGAAAAACUACAACCUUAGUAGUCUGUGUCAACGCGCUCCACAACGCCCAGUACCAGACCUACUACCAGGAAGUUUUAAGGGAGGCCAUCCACAAGGACGAUCUGGUGCGGCAGGCGGGCUGGAAGAAGUGUGCCAGGAGAUGUGAGUGGCUCGAGAAGUUACGACACUUGAAACCUAGGAUACUCAUAGCCGCACCGUCGAACGUUGCGGUUGAUAAUGUAGUGCAAAAAAUCGUUCAAUUAGGCUUCGUCGACGGUACGGGUUCGAAGUACAACCCGGACAUUGUACGCGUUGGGCGCGGGUCGGUCGGUGCUGGGGUGGCGUCCUUAGAUGCUCGAGUUGAUGAUUUCUUAACUAAGGACGUGGACUGGCUGCAGAAUGAAGCUCAAAGGGCGGAGAAGAGAAGGAAUAGAGCUUUAGAAGAUGCUAAUUUAGCGAGGCACCUGCUGCAGCUGUUCUCCGAGGCACCUUCACAAAUACCGAAGGGCUGGGAGGUGCGCGUGCACCCGGCGCCGCCCGCGUAUAAUCAGGGGCAGUACGAUCGGCUCGAACCCUUACAAGCGCACGAAGUGGCGCACAUUUAUUACGUCGAUCACGCGAAUAAGAGAACGACCCUUAAACCACCUUCAGUAAAAAUGGGCCAAGAGUGUAUAUCAGAGUACUACGAACGGACGCACUGCCGGAAAUGGCUGCUGCACUCCUUAGAAGCGUGGGCCCACGAGGGCACUUUACUUGAUAGAUGUCGUACUGCUUUAAACAAAGGCGUCUCGCGAGACCCUACCAAGAGAGCGCUCCAACAGUCCUUCCUCGCCGACGCCGAGAUCGUGUGUUCGACCUUACACGGCUGCGGCCACGGGUCGUUGGAAGAUGCUAGAUUCCGAGCUGUCGUGAUUGAUGAAGCUGCGAACGCGACGGAGCCGGCCGUUUUGUGUGCUUUACGAAGACUGGAGCAGGGUCGAGUUGUAUUAGUAGGCGACCCUAAACAAUUGCAGGCCGUGCGCAAGUUCAGUGGAGACGCCUGGGCCGGGGCGUCGCUGUUUGAAAGGCUAGCUUCACAAGGAACUCCAGUACGUUUACUAGAUACGCAGUACCGCAUGCAUCCUACGUUAUCGUCCUACUGUUCGCAGGCGUCCUAUAACGGGUUGCUGCGGGACGGGCUACCUUUAUCGACGUUCAAACCGUCGACAUGUGCUGCAUUAGGGCCGCUCUCCUUCUUGAAUCUCGCGACGUCCGCCGAGAAACAGUCGUCGACGCAAUCUAGAUCAAAUCCGGAAGAAGCGAAGCUGUGUCGCAAGGUCUAUGAUGCGUUACAGGCGCGGGACGUGGCGGUCGUGACGUUCUACCGCGACCAACUGAAGGAGCUAAGGCGCGUCUUCGGGGACGUGUCGAAGAAACUCGUGGAGAUUGAUACCGUGGACGCGUUUCAAGGAAGGGAGAAGGACUAUGUUAUUGUCUCAUGCGUGCGCGCGGGCGACGAGGGCGUGGGCUUCUUGAGAGAUGAAAGGCGGCUGAACGUCGCCUUGACGCGCGCGAAGCACGGGUGCGUCGUUAUUGGUCGCGAGGCGACGCUGCGCACGGAUCCAAGGUGGCGGGGGUUAUUGGAAGCUGCUUGCAUCGUGGACGUGGCGUCUUCUGACGCGGCGCUGGAGCUGUUGGGGGCUCGUGGAGCUCCUGUGCUCGGCAAGCGGCGGCGCGAGGAGGCCGAGGACGGUGAGCUGGAGGAUGUGGGGAUCUUGUAGUGUCCUUCCGAUGUGUGUUGUGUAAUUUGUCUCAAGUUC
This is a messenger RNA of Pelagomonas calceolata, 2794 nucleotides long. Lineage: Eukaryota; Pelagophyceae; Pelagomonadales; Pelagomonadaceae. The record is from the annotation of a GenBank genome assembly.